GGGACUACGGUCAAUAUGAGCACGUUCUGAGAUACCCUUGGUCGCCCUUUCGACCAUAGAUUACAGAUUGGGGUACAAGAAGGUACUUGGUACUUGAAACGUUUUUGUGAAAGAACAUUCAUUAUCCGUGAAAGAUGCACGACGACCUCGGUAAAUCUCGAAUCAUCGGUAGAUGAGAGAAGUAGAUGCAUCGGCUGCAUCGGCCCUGAGGUAAGUGAUAUCAGAUCAGACUGAGGUAAGUGACUGAGGACAGUUUCAACUCGUGUGCUGCCAUGCUGUGCUGGCUACAGCUGCUCAUGUGCAGUCCCAUCCAGGAGCGAAGCACGCGGAGCACACGGAGCACCGGAGCAAUGCUGAGGAAAGGCCCGUUCGCCGAGCUCGUGGAGGCCAAGACCUUGCACCCACGAGCUCUGGUGAUGAUGAGCGACGGCACGGACGGCGCCCACCCACUGGACGCGACCCAAAAGGCUCCGCCCGCCCCGGCGGGGCGCGCGGUGGGGCGCGGCGCCGGCGGCGGCGCCGGCCUCGGGGAGCGCGCGCGGACGUUCCCCAGAGGUAUUCUGGUGACCUCCAAAUCGGCCACCACCUUGUCUCCAAGCUCCAUCUACAGCAACCGCUGGAAAGCUUGUGGCUGCUACGCGCACCUGGCAUCACCGGAGCUGCGUGAUGCCGAGAAGCGCGUGGCUGACAUCCGCCAGAUGAUGAAAGACAAGAAUGACCGGCAAUUCAGUGGGAACUUGUAUCACGCCUAUCGCAAGAUGGCUCACUACUCAGAUGCUGUAGACCCUCACAGCAAGUGUGUCAAUCCAAGGCACUUGGCGCGGUACUUGGGGGAGCUGGGGGUGACCGCCACCGAACAAGAGGCCUGCCGCUUGCUGAACCGGACGGUUUCUGCUGCCAAUCUGCGACGGCCCUUCAGCAUCGCCACCUUCUACACCGUGGCCACGGGGGGCAUCCCAUCCGACAGCAGCGGACGCGCCUCGCGCACGUCCGGUUCCAGUGGUUUCACCGGAUUCCCUCGAAAAGCGGGGGAGGAAUGCAGAGAGG
Messenger RNA from Durusdinium trenchii, 1047 nucleotides. NCBI's taxonomy places the organism in Eukaryota, Dinophyceae, Suessiales, Symbiodiniaceae. The record is from the annotation of a GenBank genome assembly.